Messenger RNA from Plasmodium vivax (malaria parasite P. vivax), 5175 nucleotides. RefSeq lists its product as hypothetical. The coding region runs from base 1 to 4938 and encodes 1645 amino acids. The transcript has a single exon. Lineage: Eukaryota; Apicomplexa; Aconoidasida; Haemosporida; Plasmodiidae. The record is from RefSeq and is a predicted model, not a curated record.
AUGAUGGAGCAGAACCAAAGUGAGGAACUGCCGAACCCGCGCAAAAGCGGGAAGGAACCCCCCGACGACGACCGCACGUGCAAAGAGAGGAAAAUCAUUAGGAACAUCAAAAGCAUGUCUCGCACGCGGUCCAUUAACUACGAAAGCGGGAAGGGCGAAAUCAAAAUUAACCUGAACAGCAAGGCGAAACUGGUCCAAAGCUGCGCGCGAAAGAGUUGCACCAAUGGUGGAAGCGUAUCUUCGCAAAAGUGCACGGCAAGUACGGAGGAGAAGGGCGAAGGGAAGGGUGAAGUGAGAGACGAAGUGAGAGACCAAGAGAGAGACGAAGUGAUAGACGAGGAGAAAUCCAAAGAGACCAGCAACCAUAGCAAAGGCAAGCAAAGCAAAGGCAAAACUCUGCUUGGAAAAAUCAAACGGUGCAGCGCGAAACGAGUUAAACAGAGGAAUCAACCGAAUGUAAAGGAAAGCAACGAAACGAUUCCCCUCUGUCUAGAUGCAGAAAAAAGAAGCACCUGUGCAAAAGGAGUAGAGGCAAAUAAUGGAACGCGUAAAGACAUGAGACAGAUGCGCGUCGACCUGCAGGUAUUUCUCAGAAAUGCAGAGUCGCUUAACGAAGCCCUCCUCCCAAGAGACACUCUCCAAUCCGAUCAAAUAAAAAAGGAAAAUCCAAACAGGGGUGAACAAACUGUAGACACCACAGGUAUGGAUGCCCCCAACUGUGCAGGCGAUGCGCCCAAAGAACCCCUAACGAAUGAGCAACCCUCAGGUAAAGGGGAAAUAGACACAGAACAGCCACAAGAGGAGACCCUCCAGCAGAACAACCAAAGUUGUGAGCAAAGCCAGGGGGGGACUCCCGAAAUGGAUGGAAAGGAUCUUCAAAAUGAACCCUCUGUUGGAUGCUACCAACUUAGGCAUGUCACUCCGAAGGGAACUAAUGCGGACUCUGUGAAUAAACAGAACUCGGGGCCCUUGGGUAACCAAAAAAGGGGAGAAAGGAAGUGCAGACAAAGGGGAAAAAAUCGAAGCAGGCGCACCCCCAGCAGUGGGAGUGAUGCCAAUAACAUGGGAGGUGCAAACCACGUAAGGAAAAGAAUCAAACGGGAUGUUCAUUCGGAGAGAUCGCUUAGGAGAAAUGGAGAGCAGGCGUGCAAGGAAAGCGCGGGCGGGGUGAAGAAGGGCCUCCGGAGUAGCAGCGGGGGGAGCCGAGGAGGUGUAGGAGGGGGAGGAAACGGGGGGAACGUAGGAGGCGAAGGAGGCGAGGACAACCAAGCCAGUACAGUUAGUCAAGGCAACCAAGCCAGUGCAGUCAGUCAAGGCAGCCAAGGCAGUGCAGUCAACCAAGGCAAUCCGGACAGCCGAAGCCACCCGGGCAUCCCCGGAAACCCCCCCUACGACCACGCCGAAGACAUCAUUGAUCGGGUUAACCUAAACGGAGCGCAACCCCGCGCGGAUGAAAGCAGGACCAGAGUUGCUCUCCUAAAAAAAAAAAAUUUCAACGCCCCCCCCAGGAGGGCCCACAACAUAAAAGAUAUAAUUGACAGAAACGUUUUAACAAAUUUUAUUAAGUGCGUUAAUAAGCAGUACAUGAACGGCAAGAAAAAUGAGCCCGCUAAAGUCCCAGCAGAGGAUAGGAAUGGAGGCCACGAAAAGGGGAAAGUACUGCCUGUGUGCACUCGCGCGUGUUCGAAAAGGGGAGUGACCUACGGGGGGAAGGAGGGAGACCACCUGGAGGCAGACCAUCUGGAGGUAGACCAUCUGGCGGCCGACCAGCAUGGUGAAGGCAACGUUGGUGCGCAUCAGGCGGACGCUCAUAAGGCGGACGCUCAUGACAACGAUGCACAUAACGCCGAUUCUAAUAACACCCAUUCUCAUAACGCCGAUGCGCGUAACACCCAUGAUGGGCGGGAGGACCAGCAGGGAGGCAACUCCAGGGGGCGCACCGCCCCGUAUGACCGCCGGUGCACCGCCGAGAUGCAGAAGCCAAAGAAGCCAACCAAGAGAGACGCCACAACGCAGGUUAGCCUGAAUAAGGCAAAAGGAGAUCCACAGAGAGCACCCAAAAAUAGAGACCACUCAAGCUAUGGGGGAAACUUCCCCUCAAAUUGCCCCACCACAUCUGCCAGUGCGGAAAAUGAACUAUGCAGUAGGGUGAGUAGGAAUGCACAGGGGAAAAACGAGUUUAUCCAAUUGAGCAGCUUUAAGAAUGAACCUUCAAACCAUUCCGGGAACGGCUCCAAUCAUGUCCCCUCCACACAUGAAAAAGAAUAUCCCUGCAAAGGAGCCAACGUAGAAAUGAAAGAAGCACAUAAAAAUGAUCAAACGGAAAGGGAACAGAUGAACCCCAAUUUAGCCGUUAACCAGAAUUAUGAAGACGAGUCCGCUGCCCUUAUUAGGAAGUACCAGGAGCUUCUCCUGCAGCAUUUCGCCAAGCUCCCCCAUGUAGACAAGAAAGAAUUUGAAAAGUGCAGGUAUUGCGUUCUGCACAUUUUGAACCAGCAGCGGGGGGAAGACGGGGGCAGUCAAGGCGGCAACCAAAGUGAUAGUCUUUUUUGUAAGGAUGGCAGAUACUCCGAGGAUGGGCUGCAACGCGUGGCGCAACCCCCCGCCCACAGCGCGUCGGCCAAGGGCGGCAUCUACCAAGACAUCGCUCACAUAGGCGACCUCACCAAGAGCUUCAAAGGAAACUACGAAUCUUUGAAAAACUACCUGAACAGUUUAAACAAGAAAAAAAAAAACGUGCACGAGUAUAUGCUUAACCUGUAUUGCUAUGCGUACAUAAGGCAGUACGCCGUGAAUAGCGCGAAGAUGGCAGAUGGGGGCAACCGCGCUCUUACCAAGGAGGAAGAGAGUAAGGGGGUGCGGGGCGAAGGAGCGCUUCCCAACAGUAUGAACAGUCACUACGGCAGAGGUAAGGGGGACUCCGCGAAUGGUCACUUUGCGAGGGCCAUAGAUGAGAAGGGUAUCGCCGAAGAGAAGGGGAAAAACAGCGGCGGUAGCAAGAGCAGCGGUGAUAGCAGCGAGAUGAAGGCGGACCAAAAGGCGGACCACCGGGCGGAGGGCACCCCCCCCCGCGCUAACGACAAACAGGGGGUCGACACGCAAAAUGGCGAAAUUAGAAAAAUUCUGUGCAGAUACUACAACUACUUGAAACUAAAGAAUUACAUCAUCCCGUAUAACAUGUACAGCGGUUCCAGGGGGGUGGCCAAGAGGGAGAGCGGCCAGCGUCAGGGCGGAGCAAAUGGUGAGCUGCGCAGCAGCGAUGAGGUUCGCAACCGGGAUGAACCGCAGAACGAUUUGCUUCUCAACAACGAUUUGCUUCACAACAACGAUGAGCAUCGUAACGAUUUGCUUCGCAACCGCGAUGAGAGCAGUGCCAAGGGCAGACCCCCCCCCAGGAAGGCAACCCUAGAGGAGGAACUCAUCAACAUUUCCUACAACUUCAUCACAGAGCAUAGAGGCCCAAAUAAGAACCUGACGUAUGACCACUUCUGCAAUUUCCACAGGAGGGAAUUUUUAAAAAAAAGGACAAACGACAUUUUAAACAGAACAGACCAAGCCGCCACGAAAAAAGGGGAUGAACCGAAACUGCACUGCAGCGAUUACAGCUCCCGGCUAAGGCGCAGUUACACCUAUGGUGGUUUGCAUACCUAUGGUGGUUUGCAUACCUAUGGUGGUCUGCACACCUAUGGUGGUCUGCACACCUAUGGUGGUCUGCCCACCCAUGAUGGUUUGCCCCUCCAUGAUGGCCUGCCCCUCCAUGAUGGUCUGCCCCCCCAUGGUGGUCUACCCCCCCAUGAUGGUCUACCCCCCCAUGAUGGUCUGCACAGCAUGAACUCUUGCAAGAAGAAAAAUAACGGGAGCCAUUUCUACCUGUUCAAAUAUUUAAUAGAAAAUUUGAACCGAGAGGAACUCCAAAAGUUGAUGCUUUGUCAGUGCUGCUAUGUGCUAAAAAAAAUAGAAAAUAAAAUGACCCCCCUGGAUGUCAUUUUAGAUACCCAAAUUUUGUUUCAUGACUGUAACAGGUACUUCAAAAACCAGGGGUGGGUAGACAACAGUGGAGUGCCUCAGGAGAAGGCAAAGCUGGAGACGCACAAUUUGGAGAAGGACACUCGUGCAGCGAGUAGAGCAGACCUCGGUGGUAGUCUCCCCUUUAAUGCCCUGUAUAGGGGCGAGCUUGCGAAAUUCCACAACGGGGUGAAUGGGGUGAACGCGAUGAACGGGGUAAACGCGGUGAACGGGAUGAACGCGGUGAACGGGGUGAACGGGGUGGGCACCACUGGGGGCAAAAGUCAGAACAGAAGAGCGGCCCCCGCGCGCGCUAUCCCGUCCGAGGUUAGCCACCAUGCCAGGAGCAGCGGUGGUAGCGGCGGUGGAAGCGGCACUGGAAGUGGCACUACCAGCAAUGGUCUCACUAACGGUGACCUCACCAACGGUGGCCUCACCAACGGUGGCCUCACCACCAGCAGCAGAAGCAACAGAAGCAGCGUCCACUUUUACAAUUUUGAAAACCACGAAGUGUCCAUGACCUCCACGACGGCGUCCUUGAGCUGCCAAGGCAAAGCAUUCCCGAAUGAAAAAUUCCCAAAUGAAAAAUUCCCAAAUGAAAAGAACAAAAACCAACCAAAGUGCAGCGAAAAGUGCAGCGAAAAGUGCAGCGAAAAGUGCAGCGAAAAGUGCAACGAAAGGUGCAACGAAAGGUGCAAAAGGAAAAAUGACAAAGGGAGGAAUAAUCAGCUAGCGGGAAAAGCAGAAAAGGAAAAUAAAGAAAAAGUGAAGAGGUGCCAAAGGGCAAGGGGUAGCAUAGACCGCAGCAAGUUCGAAAGCGCAUUGUUUAAAAUAGCUAGCCGUAAGUUGAGGGACCUACAGAGGCAGGGGAAAAACAUCUACACCAGGGGUAAGCGGAUGGCCGAAGACCCGCAGAAAGACACACCGGAGUGAUGUGCGAGCAAGGUAAGCCCAUACUCAUGUACCUACAUAUGUUUGUGCCUGUGUGUGCUCGUAUGAUGGCGUGAUUAUAGUCCCGUGAAAAGGCCCCCAGAAGAGCCAAACUCAACACGUAGCACGCAGACCCAUUGACGAUCGUGUAACAUGCGAAGGUUUCAAAAUUAGUGACAAGUUGUGUGAGGAAGUACAUCCCGGAAGAGACUCAUUUGAGUACCACGUUUCACCACAGCU